AUUUCCAUUAGAAAACUUCAAAGGAGGAGGAGGAGGAAGAAGAACACAUUUGAACUCUUCAUUCUCAGUCAAUUCUCACGUCAACGAUCAAAAACCGCCAUUCCAGAAGGAGACUUUAACGUCACUAUCACUCCAUUGAUCAUCUUUCUAAUCUCCUUUCUUCAUCUAUAUAACCUAAAAGCUUAAGAAUUCUCUCAAAUCAAAAACCCAUUCUUCAAGAUUCCUCAUUUAUUACAAUGGGAAAUCCCGGCGCCGGCGGUAAUGAUCGGAAUCUAAACGAUUCAUCGCAGAUGGCUUUAUUGGGUAAAAUCAUGAUGUUUGGAAUAUUGGGUCUCUUUUUUAUAAUCAUCAUCUUCCUUUUCCUACACCUAUACAACAAAAUCUUCUGGCUCCGACGAAGUGAUCAUUCCAGCGCCGUCACCAUCCGCCGUCGCCGCCGUGCACCCACGGAUUUCAACCCAACCCAACAUAUCAACGCCAACCGCAUCGGUCUUGAUCAAACCACACUCAAAACCAUUCCUAUCAUUGACUACAACCCAAAAGAUUUCAAAGAAGGAAUAGAAUGUGUAGUCUGUUUAUCCGACCUCGCAGCCGGCGAUAAAAUCAGGUUGCUUAAAACUUGCAAACAUGGAUUCCAUGUAGAAUGUAUAGACAUGUGGUUACAAUCUCAUUCCACAUGCCCUGUUUGUAGAAACCCAUUAUCUACAAUUUCAAAAACCAAUAAUGAAUUACCUGUUCUUGAAUCUGAUCAAGAAUCUCCGGAGAUUCAAGAAUUGCCCACGAAUGUUUUGUUUUGGGGAGAUGAGACUGAAGUAAGGAAUUCAACAACGGUGACUAUCGAUGUGGCGAGUUCGAGUGGGGAAACUGGAGAGACGACGAAGCCGUCUGUGAUAAUGUCACGGUUGAGAUCUUUGAAGAGACUUCUUAGUGGAGAGAAGGUUCAUUGUAGUAGUAGCAGUUCUAAUGUGGUUGGAGAUGAACAUGUUUAGAUGAUUUUUUUGUUUGGUUUAUGAUGUUUGAUUGAUUUGGUAUUAGGUUUGAUUCAUUUGUUAGAUAGGGUUUGAAAUUUGAUUCUGUAAUAUAUAUAUAUAAUCAUAGACAAGACAAAGCAGAAGGGGGUGGAAGGAAGGAGAUACAUACUUCCCAUCUUCUUGCAGAUUGUUUGUAAGAAAUAUUCAUUCAUUAGUUUGAUUUUGGAUUGAAGUUCAAAUUCAAUGAACAAUUCAAAAGCAAGAUUUCAUUUGUCUUAAGAAAUUAUCUUAUUGAACCAUUUUGUGUU
This is a messenger RNA of Impatiens glandulifera, 1279 nucleotides long. RefSeq names its product RING-H2 finger protein ATL60-like. The transcript has a single exon. The record is from RefSeq and is a predicted model, not a curated record. Gene Ontology annotation, molecular function: transferase activity. Bases 237 to 989 code for a protein of 250 amino acids. Gene Ontology annotation, biological process: protein ubiquitination. Lineage: Eukaryota; Viridiplantae; Streptophyta; Magnoliopsida; Ericales; Balsaminaceae.